ACAAAUAGAUGCACACGCACGCCGCACCAGCAGCAGCAGAAAAAAAGGUAAACGCUUGCAUAUAAAAGUCGUAUGAAUAAUGGAUUACGGGCGUAUUAGUUACACGAUCGCAUAAACGGCGGAAAGCUGCCCCGGGACGCCAUUUACAACGAAAGAAAAAAAAAACAAGCGCCGUUCCAGGGCCAGUUUACGUGUGUGAGAGUGUGGCUGUGCCGUACGGAAAGAGUGGGAAAAAGCGAUAAAUAUUAUAACCAUACGCUUUUUACCUCGCUUCUGCACCACGGAAAGAAGAGAAAGUUUGUCCCGAACGCUGCCGAAGGAAAAGCUGUUGCUUCGUGUUGUUUUCCUUCACUGUCUACAACGAUAACUGCUGUGCUGAGACUGUUCGUGUGUGUGUGUGUGUGUGCGCGUGUUUUUUUAUUGUUUACUCAGUGUGAAAAAGGGAUAAAAAGCGUUAAAAGUAUCGCUGGGCAAGAAGCACACGCAUACCGCACCGGCAAUGUCGGGGAAAGCGCGUAGCCGGGAAAGGAUUUCCCCAUUCCGGCGGAGGUGUUUGUGGAUUGGCAGCCUGUUGCUGUUGGGAACGGUGCGAGGCCCAACGCCGACCGAAGGGAAAGCAACGGUGGAGCAGAUGAUGAAGUCGGGCGAAAUGAUACGGUCCGUUUGCUUGGGCAAGACGAAAGUUUCCGAGGAGCUGGCGAACGGAUUGCGCGACUCCAAGUUCGUGGACGUUAAGGAGCUUAAGUGUUACGUGAACUGCGUGAUGGAAAUGAUGCAAACGAUGAAGAAAGGGAAGCUUAACUAUGACGCGUCGGUGAAACAGAUCGACACCAUCAUGCCGGACGAGCUGGCGGGACCGAUGCGGGCCGCGCUUGACAUCUGCCGGAAUGUGGCCGACGGUAUCAAGAACAAUUGCGAUGCAGCAUACGCGAUGCUUCAGUGCCUUUCGAAGAACAAUCCUAAAUUUAUUUUCCCAUAGGUGGAAAGGGUGGGAACUUGGUCGCGGUCGUGCGGGAUGGGUUGUACGUGGGUAGGAGCAUUAAUUUUAAGGUAAAUUUGUAAACAUUAUGGAGUCCUGUCCGUCGGUUGUCCUAUUUGUUAGUUUAUAAAUCUCUUCCAUAAGCAGUUAAUUAAAAACAGUUUAUUACCUUAUAUUAAUUGGAGAAGAAUUGUGCUGAGGGCUCUUAAUGUUGCUGUAACUGUUAUGACCAUGGUUUUCGAAUUACCUCAUCUAACCAUUAUGAGAUAGAUUCUCGGAAGCCCUUCAUAUUGCAAAGUGAGUCAUGAUAGCAUAACAAUGAAGGUAAAAUAAUGCGGCUCAAAGGGCGCUUCUGAAAUGGUGGCCAAUUCUAGAAGGAUUCUCAGAAUGACCCUGACCAAAGUCGCGUGUCAGGUGAAUGGUGACGGCCAGCUAUCAUACUCUCGUGCUACAAGCAAGGUUCUACACCGGUUCUAGGGAGUAACCGUCAUUUGGAAUUCUGGGAUUCGGAACCGCAUGAACCCUUCGUCAACUCUGAUUGUAGGAUGCAUUGGUUACAUAGUAAGCUUGGCGAUGAUAACUAAAAUUCAAAAUCUGAUGUAUGAAACUCUCACGUUUUUACUACUAAGUGACACAAUGAUUCUGUUUUUUUUUUUUUUUAUUCAUGAAGAACGGCCUGGCCGUAUUGCUGAUGAUUCUGUUUUAAAAUGUAUAAAUCUUUAUUGACAACGGCUAGAAAAAAUCCUUAUAAAGAAUUUGAGGUUUAAGAAGAAAUUGGAGAAGUGAAAAGCCUUAAAAUUGAUAAGUUUUACAAAUAAUGCAAUGAUCAGUGGCGGAUCUAACGAUAGACAUACUAGACGGCCGUUCAGGAUCUCAUCGACUGGCUGGAGUAAGAGAUCUACUAUAAAUCUUGUUUGUGAGGGAUUGUAUAAGAAACAUCGUAUUACUGGUGUAAGGAAGGCUUUUGAUGGAAGGAACCUAGCGUAAGAACCCUCGGUGAAAGCCUACUCCCCCAAAACGCAAUGUAGCAAUUUCCUUGUUUUGGCUUGGGUCUCCAACGUGUCCAAUCCGCCACUGACAAUAACCUCUCUGAAGAGACUGCAUAAUCAAAGAUAUUUUCAAGAUUCCUAGGGCCAAAGUGAGUAGCUCAUGAUAAUAAUUAUGAAUGUCGCCCUACUAACGAGGUCUUAGAGCCAUUUUGCUAUUGAAACGUUUAAAAAGAGACUUGGUAGACCUAAUGCCGUCAUACUAAACUUUAAAUAUAUACAUGUUCCAGCCUAAGAAUGCUAAGAUUUAUUUACGAUCGGAAUAUAAAUUACGUCUGUCGGAUGCCACACAGUAGAGCUGAGCUUUCCAAAGACCCGAAUUAUGGCGAUGGAGCA
Anopheles stephensi (Asian malaria mosquito) is the source of this 2361-nucleotide messenger RNA. Its product is annotated as general odorant-binding protein 72-like. Gene Ontology annotation, biological process: olfactory behavior; sensory perception of smell. The record is from RefSeq and is a predicted model, not a curated record. NCBI's taxonomy places the organism in Eukaryota, Metazoa, Arthropoda, Insecta, Diptera, Culicidae. The coding region runs from base 500 to 979 and encodes 159 amino acids. Gene Ontology annotation, cellular component: extracellular region. The transcript has 3 exons. Gene Ontology annotation, molecular function: odorant binding; dibutyl phthalate binding.